GCAAAACGCUCGUUCGCAUUUGUUUUGGAAUCGAAACUAGAAUUAAACAGUCUCAGUGUUGGUAAGACCUCGAUCUCAAUAAAAAACCAAGGCUUCCUGAGCAGGGGCUACUUUUACACAAGUUGAAGAGGGGAGUCUUAUUCCCCGGAGCUUGAGCUCAAAUUAUGGGCAAAUACCGCUCUGACGAUAGUGACGAUGAUUACAGAAAGGCGAAGAAAAAGAAGAAAAGAAGAGCUCGUUCUCGAUCCAGGUCAAGCAGUGAUAGUGAAUCGUCUAGGUACUCCAGCUCAAAGACCAAAAAGUCUAGAAAGAAGCACAAGAGGUCGUCUAGGAGUCGCAGUCGGUCAACUGACAGGCGACGACCGGGAGAGGGGCGUACUCGGAGAUCAAGGUCUCGCAGUACUGACAGAUAUGCCUCAAGUAGAGCGAGGUCUCAUUCGAGAUCCCCAAGUCGAAGGAGUCGGCGAAGGUCAAGAAGUCCCUCCGGAAGACGUCAGAUUUCCCCAGCCCAUUCAAAGUCUAGGCGGUCUCGGUCCAGAGGAAGGCACUCAAGGUCAUACUCAAGGGACAGGCGGUCGAGGUCAAGGUCUGCCGGAAGAACCGGUUCGAGAAGGUCUUCCCCUGACAGACGCCGCGACACCAGUCACUCCACAGCCAGCCCGUCUAAUGUGGCCCUAAAGGGACUGUCUCUAUCUGAACAGGAGGGCACUGCACCCACGGAGCUUUUGACACCAGCAGAGCAAGCUGAACAGAGAAUGCGACUUGCGCUGAAGGCAGCUGCUGCUGCGGACGAACAACUGCGAAUGAAGAACAUGAAAGAGGAUGCGAAUUCCAACUCUUCCCUGGGUACCUCUUCCAUGGGUACCUCCUCCCUGGCUGUCCUUGAGCACCAGGACUUUGCCGGCUCAGUUGCAGCUAUUGAGUCGGACAGCUUUGUUGUAUCCUCCUUCACUUCGUCUCGAUCUAAGGUCAAGGAGGAACCCUCAGAGCUGCGACUCAGCCAUGACGAUGCUAUUUUUGGUUCACUGGCGGUCACUGGCUUUACUCUCAAACCAGACCCAGACACACGGCCCAUCGACAUGGAUCCUGACUCAAUUAUGCAUCCAAGUUUGUAUUGUGACCCAGACGAGAAGAUGGACAGAUGGAUGCAGAGGCUUGCACAGCUGAGGAGGAGGAAGCUGGAAGGGGAAGCAAUGUAGAGGGAAGGACGGGGAAACAAUGAGAAAUUCCUCUAAAUGUAAGAGGAAGAGAGAGUGGCAGAAACACUGUCUGAGUCUGUGCCAAGUAUAACCCAAGGUCGUAGGUCGCCCUACUAUAAGUGAAAGAGAGUCCAAGGCUCUGAAAGGAGGAUAAAGUAGUCUCAGUGAUGCUUAAGUCUGGAUUCACAGGUUGGCAUGUGGAUGAAAAUAACAGUGGAUACGACCCACUGGUCAUAGGUCAUUUUGACUAAUGUCAUGAGAAUGAAUGCUUCUCUACAAGGAAAAAUGAUUGUAGGGGUUCUUAGAUUCUGUGUGCUUAGUGUGACACUGAAGUCAGGUUUCUAGACCAUCAAAAGAGUGAAAGUGAAUGAAUGAAUGUACAAAGAAAAGAUCAUUUAAUAGAAUAUAGUCAAGAUGGAUGAAGUCCCCAAGUGUGAUUCCAAGGUCAUAGAUUAUAGUUCAUAGAUCGUCAGAGGUCAAAGUGUCGCAUACUCUGCACAGGAGGAUCAUCUAUGGACAGAACCUCACACAGAGUCCCCCCCUAGCCUCAGAGUGAAGAAGACAGAUCUUGUUCUGAGAUGCUCAGUCAGACAAAAGAGGAGACACUGACUGUUUUGACUCUAGUACAACAAAGAUCCUCAUAACCUGGACUUGCUAGCACCUGCCUGCCCCCCCCCCCCCCCCCCCCAAAUUGAAGAGUUCUCCUCAAGGUCACAGUGCAGAAGUUUCAAAGUUUUAGCAAGUUGGUAUACGAUGCGUCAUGCCGAAGACUGUAGCAAGGCAAUUUGCUUGCUUCUUGUUUGUUUUUCUGGGAUUUGUUUUAAGUUUUCGUGAACGGAUCAUCAAAGUAAAAAAAUGUUUGUUACAAAAAAAUA
Molecule: messenger RNA, 2074 nt
Organism: Aplysia californica (California sea hare)
Lineage: Eukaryota; Metazoa; Mollusca; Gastropoda; Aplysiida; Aplysiidae
Product: serine/Arginine-related protein 53
Exons: 10
Coding region: 165-1199 (344 amino acids)
Biological process (GO): alternative mRNA splicing, via spliceosome
Cellular component (GO): nucleus; cytoplasm
Source: RefSeq, a predicted model, not a curated record